AUUUUAGUUGAUACUAAUGUGUCCAAUUGGUGGUGGUGUUCAUCGAGUUUUUUUCUUAAUUGUUGGAUAACACACACAUUCACGUAUUUGUGAGUGUGUUGAUUUAACGUUUAUGCUAAAAAAAAGCCCUAACCUUAAACCCUAAUUUCCAUUGGGGUUUAGAGCCCGAGCUUCCUACCCAUGCGACUGGAAAUUACCGAAUUAGCAAGCUGAAGACAGGAAAACUUCUACGUAGGUCAAAAUCAUGUCCUACAGCCGUAAUCGUGAUUUCAUGUUCUGCGAGAUGUGCGGGACGAUGUUGUCUUUCGAUUCCACGAAGUAUGCUCGAUGCCCGCUGUGCAAAUUCAAGAAACGACUCAAAGAAAUAGCUGGAAAAGAGAUCAAAUAUACUAUCAGUGCUGAGGAUAUGAGGCGAGAGCUCGGAAUAUCUUCACUCGACGAUAUUGAAGAAGAGAGGGAACUAAAACAAAUGGAUUAUAACGCAAAGUGCAGAGCGUGCCAACAUCUUGGCAUGGCUUACGUUGCUAGACAGAUAAGAUCUGCUGAUGAAGGGCAAACAAUCUUUUACACGUGCCCCGUGUGUGCCCAUAGGCAAACUGAGAACUCAUAGGUACAAUACUGUGUAUCAGCAUUUGGUGAUGUGCUUCAUUCUCCACAAGUGAGGGAGAAAUGGUUCCUUAUUCAGGAAAAAAAUAGAAAAAUCUGAAAAAGAAUAAGAAUAUUUUGCUACAUUUUUACCACCCAUGGUGACCUUUCCUUCACUUGCCUGCUGUAGAGUGGUUUUACAAUGAUUAGGGAUAUUUUAUACCAAAACAGUUUUAGGUUUGUUAAUUGUUCGAGAGUUUUUUUUCGGCCGUGUGGAAUUUGUGACGGGAGAAUGCUUCCAUGAUUGAGUGAUUUUUAUUCGAAAAAUAAAGACAAAAAACAUACCCAAAAAAAGAAAUAUGAAAAUAGUGAUGAUUUUAUGAGCAC
Striga asiatica is the source of this 972-nucleotide messenger RNA. Lineage: Eukaryota; Viridiplantae; Streptophyta; Magnoliopsida; Lamiales; Orobanchaceae. The record is from the annotation of a GenBank genome assembly.